GAAAAUGUGUUUCGCAAUUUUUUUUGAGGUUUAAAAUCAUUGAAUUUUAUGAAAAACUUUGAUAUGGGGGAAAAGUGGGGGUUUCUCUCACGUUUUUUUCUUUAUUUUCAAGUAAAAAAUUACGGAAAUUCUCUUCUACCGAAAAUGAAUUUGCGAAAUUUUUUUUUUUGAACGUUAAAAUUAUCGGAUUUUAUGAAAAAGUUUUGAUAUCAGAGGAAAGUGGAGUUUUUUCUCACGUUUUUUUCUUUAUUUUCGAGUAAAAAAUUACAAAGAUUCUCUUUGCGAAAUUUGUUUUUAAUUGGCUUUAAAAUUAUCGAAUUUUACAAAGAAAUCUCGAUACGAAAAAGGAGUGAACUUUUCUCUCACAUUUAUUACUUCAUUUUCAAGCAAAAAAUUGCAAAAAUUUUCUCUACCGUCCGAUUCCUCAAAUUGUGCAAUUUUUAAAAUUUUCCGUGUGGAGUUAAAUUUACAGAUUUUUUUUACCUCUAAAAUUAUCAAAUUUUACGAAUAAUGUUCUGUUGAAUACCCCACCAUUUUAAUUAUAUUUCAUUAUGCUUUUCCCAUUUAAUUCAGUAGAGUUUUCCCCCAACAACCCCAUGGACUUCACCCAAACCAUUUAAUUGUUAUUUGCGACAUCAAUUCGACACUUGGGACAAUUUCCUCGAUCAUAAAUGAACCUUUGGGUCCCUCAGUACUUCAACAUAUCCGGAUCCUUUUUUUCUCUCCCAUCACUUCCUUCAAAUUUGGUCUCUAGGGCUAAUUCCCGUCACUACCAGAAAUUCUUCGGUCUCCCAAAACCGUAAUAAACCCUCGGGGAAUCCCCAGAAAUUUCUCCAUGACAUCACAACAUAACCUUCAUGUUUCCUUCAGCCCCUCCAUCAACUCAGGGUUGAUACACUCGAGCUACCAAAUUAAUAUCACUCGAGAUGUGAUUUUUUCACUGAAGUCCCUCCGGGUGUUGGUUUGUCACUCGAUUAAUAAAAACUGCGUGAGAGGAAAGUUAAUUGAUAAGGGAAACUAAUGAAAAUAAUCGAAUUACACUGACACUGGGGUACUCAAAGUUCUAAAAUGCUAUUUUUUAUUGACCACGGCUUUUGCGUACACUUGAGAGAUACAAAACUUAAGAUGUCACUCCAACUUCACUUCCAAAAACGAACCAACUCCAUCUUUCCUUUUUUCUCGUGAGAGUGUCCGAAGAAAGAGCAGGGAAUUUGCUGUACAACAAUUAUUUGUCGUUUUUCUGAUUGGGGGGCCAAGAAUCUUCGAACUCAUUGGUGUGAUCUAUUGAUGGUGGGAGUAGAGAGGGUGUGAUUUGAAGAAAGGGAGAAAUUUGACAUUUUCGAAGUCAUAAAUUCCCGGCCAGAUCCUUCUGGAAGUGUGUUCAGCGUAUGGGUGCUAGUAAAGUUGGGGAGUUUCCCACCAUAAAUGACGGGUUCGGAGGUUGUUGGUCUUCGCCCGCGAUUUUAGGGUUGACAAAAAUAGUGAAUUGCUGAAGAGCUGAUGAGUUUUGGGGAACAAGAUUUUUCCCAGACGACCAGCAGCUUUGUCCAAACUACUAGGUCGUGAUUUUCUCUGGAAUUUCCGGAUUAGACGGAUGAAAAAGAGGAUUAAAAUUGCUGUUAUUCGCGUCCUCUUUCUUCUGUCGCUCUCCAAAACGUAUGGAACUAAUACGUCAUGCUGGUCAAGGACAUUCUCGCAAAAAUCCGCUCUGAACGGAAUAACAAUCAAAUCGAUCAUCAGAGCGACGAAAUUCCAUCGACAUCCGAUCAAAUCGAGAACUUCAAAAGUGCCGCGACAAAAUCGCUGAAUUACGAGAAAAAUUACGAUAUCCAGGAUUUCCAAAUUGCCGAGGACACCACAACCUGGUCCUCCGUCGCCGUCGCCCGUACGAACGUCAACGUCAACGCAACAAAUUUUAAUAGCAUCAUAAAUAACAACAAUCUGUCAGUGUCGAGAUCAUCUCUGAGCAGUUCCGCCGAGAGUUUAUCGGAUUACGAGGCCCACGAGUUGCCUGGGUCUUCGGACUGUUCGGAUAAUUGUGAAGAGGAUAGUGUCCCCGCUUCGCUUAGAGGAAUUGUACAUCCGAAAGGAAGCAUAAAUCUGAAAUAUCCAGGGUUGGAGCACUUGCUCCCUUGGUUUCUAGCAAAGCUUGCUAGCCUUGAUUUCGAAAAAGCCAGAAGAGAGCAUAAAAAUUCAAAUCUUUCGGAUCCGGACAGCCUAACUGCCUUCUACGCGAGCGCCCUAUCCACCUCGGAGAACAAUCUGAAUGAUGUAAAAAGGAUCGAAGACAUCCACAUCGAGAUACAAGAGACCUCCACCUGGAAGGACACCUUCUCACUGCCUGAGGUGCACCAGACGCAUUGGAAUAAUAUUCCCGUCGAGAUUGAAUUCGCUGAUUUACAAUCGAGCUCCACUGAACGACCGCAAUUUGCGCAAAUUGAAGAAAUACCACCCGAGAGUGCGGGAAAAAAUCCAGAACAAGAUAGUGAGACCGAAGAACCAGUGAUUGAGCACAUCGACGUGAUCCCGAAGGCGACGGAAAUAUCGCUGGAGGGAAAACCUGACGAGUCGGAGACUACUACAGACUCCGAGGGUUUAUCUGAAGAGCCAUUGCCGUACAAAAAACUGCAGGAGAUUGAUCUCCUGUCCAGCAUUGGCCAGGACAUUGGGGUUGACCUUGAGAAGUACGUUCAACCAGUCCCCGACGUGGUGGCUAUGGAGACCGUUGAUGUUCACUCCCGAGCACUUCCUGGUCUGGUGAAGGACACUUUGAGGGAGGACACUAAUAAACUGGUGGAUCUCACUCAAGACGCAGAACUCAGUGUCGACUGCCGGAAGAAGGAGAAGAUGGUGAGGAAUCAGGCACGACGACGUCAGCAGGGACAUGGACCCCAGCGCCACAACGGGAGAACCGACAAGUGGAGGAUGGAGCAGGUGGAGAGGGCGGGUGGUUUCGAUGUCUACAACAUCGAGACAGCCAUGCCAAAAAUUGAUCUCGACGCCAUCGAGUCACAUCUGCGGGCGGCACGGGAAGAGGAGCGUCGGCGUCGAAAUGAUCGCGAGGAAAUCCGAAGGCGUUUGGCGAUGGGACCGGAUGCAGACGAUAUUCGAUUGGAACGCGGACGAAAGCCAAGUCUACAAUCACGCCUACAGAGUGGCAUGAACCUGCAGAUUUGCUUCAUGAACGAAACUCCCUCUGACACUGAGUCACCGAAUUCGGACUCUGAUCUGCCACUGAAUGCUAAACAUAAUCAGGGUAAUGGUUAUCAGUCGAGUGGUGCUGCUAGGCCUCAAGUUCUGAGUCUUCCACCACUAAGACUGGAGACCGAUAUAUCGAGCGCACCACUCGAUGAGGCCGAUUUCUUCGCGAGACAGGCGAGACUCCAGACCGAGGCGAGAAUGGCGUUGGCUCAAGCCAAGGAGAUGGCACAUAUGCAGAUGGAGGUAGAGAGACAGAGACUUAAGCAAAGUCCCAUCACUGAGAUGGUGCGGUGCAGUUUGGAGAAGGUCGGUCUACAAUUAGGCGAGACGAGACGAAGAUUAUCGAGGGCACUUCUCACAGAAUUGAACGUAGCUCAACUCCAAGUGAUAGCGAACGAUCUUCACGCAAGAAUCGCUGUGCUAAAUGAGGCCCUCGUCGAGGGCCUUCUCCGACGAGAUGAUCUCCACAUGGAACAGGACUCGAUGCUCGUCGAUGUCGAGGACUUGACCAGAUACCUGGGAGCCAAGCAGGAGACAUUCAAAAAUCGAAAUGUCAAGGAGCCACUGAAAAAUCAGGGAAAUCAGUUGAGACAAAUUGUGCCAUUAAUGAGAACGAGAUUCAGUCAUCGGGCUCUUGUGGGCUUCGUCAGGAAGUAAAUCAUCAGAUGCGGCACAACAACGAGUUUAGACACGUGAACAUCUUACCACGUGCAUCACAGGGAGAGAAAUAGUCAGUAAAAAUGUCAGAAGAGAAACGUUGAAAUUGGGUUACGUAAUUCGUAAAGAGAGUUGACUAAAGUAGAGGUUUAGUUGUGGGGGUUUGAGUGACCCCAGCGGUAUCGUAGUACCUCACCCCAGGGGAGAGAGGGCGCCACGCGGAAUGGUGGGGGGUCUGCCCGUCACCUGACUCAACAAUGGGGAACUUGCAUGAUUUUUUUUUAUUUUUUUUUUACAUAGUUAAUGGUCCUAAUAAUAGAUUUUUCAUGAAAAAACAUUUAAAAAAUCGUUUAACAAUUAAUUAUCGAUUGUUCAAAAAGUGAAAUUUUCAAAUGCUCCAAAAGUUGUCAUGACGUCAUCAGGCGGGUCCUAUACUUCCGCAUGUGGCGCCAUCUACCGGAUCAUAGAUUCCUACCGUCGGUAUAUCAAAUUUACCUAACCUUAACUGAUUAAACCUAUUUAAACUGAUUUAACCUUAACUGAUUAAAACACUCACAAAUACUCCAAAAUGUCAAAUGAUAGGGAAAAAGUUAAAAAACAACCAUACAAUUAUUGUUUUGUACCAUCGUGUGCGAACUCAACUGUGUCAACACCGAAUAAUGUGUUUAUAACAGUUCCUGCGUGCAAAAAUAUUCGAAAAUUGUGGUGUGAAGCCGCAGGUUAUUCUCGCCCAUUACUGGGCAGAAGUGACAUUUAACAAUAUAACCUCUACUGUUUGUUGACACCGGCUGACGUUUAGAAAAAUAUCAGUGCUGUCAUCUAGCGGCUGCAAUAAGAACCCGGAGUCACCGCCUGAUGACGUCACGAGCGUUAAAACAUGGUUCAAAAUUAUGCAAUUUUCGAUUGAUUGUUAAAAAAAAACUGCAAUGAGUUAGAAUGCAUUUUUCAUUGGAGAGUAUUCCAUAGGCGUUAAACUAUUUAUUAAUACAUUUAUUUCUCAAAUCUGGGCCGCAUGCAAGUUCCCCAUUCCUCAGUAUCAGUCCCGCUACUGAGUCACCGAAUUUUUUUUCCAUUGAAAUUAGGUAACACUAGGAUGAACAGAAAGAGGAUAUGAGGGGCCUUCUGAAACAGAAAAGUUAUUUGUAUUUUGAAAUGAACUCAAAUGUGACAAUUCUUUUUGAUAUUUGUUUUAUUGUCAGGUUCUUCCUUUUGUAAAUUAAUUACAACAGAAAAAUCCUGAUUAUUAGUGGCUAAAUUCCAUGUAUUAAAUGAAAUAUUGUCAAAUCAAGGUCACAAGUGUAUGGAGACAAUUUCGAAAGAAUUGAGCAAAAGAAAUUAUGUACAACAUAUGUAGCCAAUUGGGAACGAAAUUCCCUUUUUGCAGGUUUGUAACAACAUAACGAUUGAAAAUUGAGCUCCGAAAUUUUGAUUUUUAAUGAUGGUACACUCGAAAUACCGAAUUAAUAUCAAUCGAGAUGUGAUUCUUUCACUGAAGUCUCUCCGGGUGUUGUUUAGUCACUCGAUUAAUAAAAACUGCGGGAGAGGAAAGGUAAUUGAUGAGGGAAACUAAUAGAAAUAAUCAAAUUCCACUGACACUGGGGUACUCAAAGUUCUAAAAUGCUAUUUUUUAUUGACCACGGCUUUUGCGUACACUUGAGAGAUACAAAACUUAAGAUGUCACUCCAACUUCACUUCCAAAAACGAACCAACUCGAUCCUUCCUUUUUUCUCGUGAGAGUGUCCGAAGAAAGAGGAGGGAAUUUGCUGUACAACAAUUAUUCGUCGUUUUUCUGAUUGGUGGGCCAAGAACCUUCGAACUCAUUGGUGUGAUCUAUUGAUGGUGGGAGUAGAGAGGGUGGGAUUUGAAGAAAGGGAGAAAUUUGACAUUUUCGAAGUCAUAAAUUCCUGGCCAGAUCCUUCUGGAAGUGUGUUCAGCGUAUGGGUGCUAGUAAAGUUGGGGGGUUUCCCACCAUAAAUGACGGGUUCGGAGGUUGUUGGUCCUCGCACGCGGUUUUAGGGUUGACAAAAAAUAGUGAAUUGCUGAAGAGCUGAUGAGUUUUGGGGAACAAGAUUUUUCCCAGAUGACCAGCAGCUUUGUCCAAACUACUAGGUCGUGAUUUUCUCUGGAAUUGCCGGAUUAGACGGAUGGAAAAGAGGAUUAAAAUUGCAGUUAUUCGCGGUCUCUUUCUUCUUUCGCUCUCCAAAACGUAUGGUAAUUUAGAAUAUUUUCCUUUUCUGGAGAACAAUAAAUUAUAAUUAAACACAAUUGGAUCAUAAAUAAAAAUAGAUUUGUUGGAGACGAAACACCCGUUGUACAGUCGUCGAUUAUGUGUAAACAUCAAAUUCUGUUAAAAUAAUAUCGACUGCUUAAAACCUUCGCCUGAGGGCGAUUCGAGACAUUUCGCAAGAGCUCUGACUCCUCAGAAAUAACUUAAUGACCCGCAGAGAAACGUCGAAGAUGACAAAAAUUAUAAACUCGUUAAUGUGUUACCAAAAAAUAGAAUUUUUCAAAAAUUACAUUUUUCCGAAUGAAGAAAAUCGCAGAAGUAAAAAUGGCAAUUUAUGUGACAGAAUAUUAUUCCAUUAAUGCGAUCGAUCAUCUUUUUGUGGUCGUUAAAGACUCGAUAAAGGGGUAAAGAUCGAUAAAGUCUCGACAACGACUCACAAGUUCUGAAGAACAUGAAAUUGCAAUUAACUAGAUGCGCAGCACUGAUCGAAAACGUGUUAUCACUGCGCAUUUUCAAGGAUCUCCUCACAAAAUCCUGAGGAAAUCCUUGAGUUCAUCCUUAAUGCUCCCUCGAAUGUCGGUCCGCCGACAUUCGACGAGAAAUUUUGUAGAACGUAUUCAACUUCCGGGAAGUUUCAAAUAUGGCGUCGCAGUCAUUUUGAAACUUUUCCUUAAAUUUGACUGGUCUCGGAAAAAUUAAGUGUCGACUUCGCAAUUUUUCUGCGAUAGACCAAAGAAAUUACGGUAGUUUCAGAAUUAUUCGCUUUUGUUGUCUACAAAAACCGUAAAAUAGCACUCGCUCAUGGAUUACACGACCAGUUCCGCAAUUUUUACUGACGAUUUCUCUCCGCCCACGCGAAUUAAAAUGACGAAUAAGAAGAUAUUGAAUUUCCGAAACUAAUAAAAAUCGAUUUUUACAGCUUUCUCGACAAUUUUAUCGGCGACUAUUAGACUAGAGGAAACGAGUGACGUAUUUCUAUUGUAUCCUACGAUUUAUGACGACAAAUCGUUCGUCGUGAUCGACAAACGUAACGUUUUAUUCUCCCUCUCCCUCAUGGCUGUGCACAAAGAGGAUUGACUAAAGUAGAGGUUCAGUUCUGGGGGUUUGAGUGACCCCAGCGGUAUCGUAGUACUUCACCCCAGAAGAGGCAGGGCGCCACACGCUAUGUUGGGGUGUCUGACCGUCAGUGGACUCGACAAUUUCUGAGGAGCAGUCCCGCUGUCAGGGGGACGGGUUAAAAAUGGAGGUCUAGUCCUCUGCGGCGUCGAAAUGUUUUUUUUUUUUCAUUGAAAUUAGGUAACACUAGGGUGAGAUAAAGAAGGAUAAAUCCUCAAAAAAAAUAUCCCCCAGAUGAAUCUUAAUUUUUCAUUUUUUAAUUUAUUUCAGACGUAUUUUGAUUUCAAAUAAAAAUUUCCGAAAAAAAGGAUUGAUUUUUAUUAAAUUAUUUACUAUAUUCGGUUUUUUUAUAUCGAUGAAUAAGUUUUGUUUUAUUUGGGGAAGGGGAGAGGGGCUUAGCCCCCCCCCCUAUUUUAAUUUCAAAUGAAAACUUACGAAAAAGAGGAUUUACAUUUAUUAAAUCAUUCACCACAUUCAGUGUUUUUAUAUAAAUGAAUCAAUUUUCCUUUAUUUGGGGGGAGGGGCUUGGCCCCCCGAUCCCCCCCUAUUUUGAUUUCAAAUGAAAACUUACGAAAUAAAGGAUUUUUUUUUAUUAAAUUAUUCACGACAUUCAGUUAAAAAAAAAAAAUUAUAAUUUUUAUUUUAUUUGGAGGGGGGGCUUAGCCCCCUUUCCCUAUUUUCAUUUGAAAUGAAAACUUCCGAAGAAGUCCGCAUUUAUUUUUAUCAAAUUAUUCACCACAUUCAGUGUUUUUAUAUAAAUGAAUAAUUUUUCUUUUAUUUGGGGGGAGGGGCUUCGCCCCCCGACCCGCCCCUAUUUUGAUUUCAAAUGUAAACUUCCGAAGAAAAAGGAUUUAUUUUUAUUAAAUUACUCACCACAUUCCGUUUUUUUAUGUAAAUGAAUAAAUUUUCUUUUUAUUGGGGGGAGGGGCUUCGCCCCCCGACCGCCAUCUUGGUUUUAAAUUAAAAGUUCCGAAGAAAAGAAUUUAUUUUUAUUAAAUUUCUCACCAUAUUCAGAGUUUUUUUUGUAUAAAUAAAUAAAUUUUCUUUUUAUUGAGGGGGGGGCUGCGCCCCCCGACCUCCCCAACCCCAUCUUAAUUUCAAAUGAAAAAAUUCCGAAGAAAAUGGAUUUAUUAUCAUUGAAUUAUUAACCACAUUCAGUUUUUUUAUAUAAAUGAAUAAAUUUUUCUUUUUAUUGAGGGGGGGCCUCGCCCCCCCUUCUCCAUCCUCAUCUUGAUUUCAAAUGACAACUUCCGAAGGAAAUGGCUUUAUUUUUAUUAAAUUAUUCACCACAUUCCCAGUUAAGAAAAAGAAAAUUAAUAAUUUUUAUUUUAUUUCGGGAGGGGGGGCUUAGCCCCCUCCCGCCCAUUUCCAUUUCAAAUGAAAACUUCAGAAGAAAAAAAAUUUACUUUAAUCAAAUCACUCACCACAUUCAGGUUUUAAAAAUAUAAAUUCACAAUUUUUGUUUUAUUUGAGGGGGGCGGGGCCCCCCUGACCCCCACCCCACACCCCGCCCCUAAACCCCUCUGCGUUAGUACAUAAAAAAAGGGGGGAGGGUGGUUUGCUAAGCCCGAAGAGAGAAGGACAACGAGGAUGAUAUCCGCGCCGGGGGCGGGGGGUAUUGUUUACCAGAGCUAUCGUUUCCCCCACCUUUUCUGCUCAUCCUAGUGUUACCUAAUUUCAAUAAAAAAAAAAUUUCGAUGACUCAGUAGCGGGAGUGUUCCUGAAGAAUUGUUGAGUCGGCUGACGGACAGACCCCCCACCUCCUGGGGUGAGGUACUACGAUACCGCUGGGGUCACUCCAACCCCCAGAACUGACCCUCAACUUCAGUCAAUCGUCUUGUGUCGUGCAUGCGUCUUUCAAAUUAUUCACCUCUCAAAUUAAACGAAAAAAAUCAUCAAUGAUAAUCAUUGAUUUUUUUUAGAAUUAUCGAGAUGUAGAUCUCCGAUUGUGUAUAUAAUCUUACGAGUUAUAAAAAACCAAUUCAACACUUAUAACAUUUUGUGUGACUUUCAUCCCCAAUUACCGAGUUGCCAGCCAACUCCUAGUCGCAUUAACGACGUAGAUAAACAAUUUAUUUUCCUUCAUCAUAAACGAUAUUGAAUAGUCGUAAUUAACGACGAAGCGACAAUUUCCACUAGAUCCAUAAACUAAUAAUCAUAAAAAUGAAAAAUAAGAAUUUGCAUAUUAUCUACAAAAUAGUUUUAAUCGUAAUAAUAAUUGAUAUUAUACAGAUUGUAAAUAACUAAACAAUAAAAUAUGGUGUAACAAGUU
Messenger RNA from Diachasmimorpha longicaudata, 9473 nucleotides. RefSeq lists its product as uncharacterized. Gene Ontology annotation, biological process: positive regulation of hippo signaling. Gene Ontology annotation, cellular component: plasma membrane; cell junction. The coding region runs from base 1675 to 3858 and encodes 727 amino acids. Lineage: Eukaryota; Metazoa; Arthropoda; Insecta; Hymenoptera; Braconidae. The transcript has 10 exons. The record is from RefSeq and is a predicted model, not a curated record.